GAAGAACAAGGAAGGGAGGGCAGCAGGGGUGAGGAGAAGGGACUGAGGAGAGCAAUGAUAGCUCCAUGACGUGAACAGCUUGUUCUGAUUUCAUUUUAAUGAAAUCACCUCAAACGAAGGUGGUACAUCCAGAAUUAUGAUCCAACCCCGUGAUCUAUCACUUUUAUAUAUACACGAGAGAGUAAAGCAGUUUCCAUAGAGAGAAAUAUCACAGCCCACUUAACAAAAACACAAGAAAGAGAAGACGGUGACCAUGACAGCAACAUAAGUUCAGACAGAUGUCAGAUGAAUGUUUCUGAUGCAUCAUCCCUUUCUAUCCUGAAACUGCUGUCUGCUGCUGUUGGCCGAGCCUCCAGAGCAUAGUCAACUUAUCGGCCCAAGCAGCCAAUUCCCUUAGGAGCAUCCACAUCAAAUACACCAGCCUCCAAUUCUUCAGGGCAGAAUGCUGUUCCCUGCUCAAUUUCUGUUCCUACUGCUACUCCUAGGAACCUCGAGAACAGGCAUCUCCCACAAGCUCUACCAGACUGAGUCCAUCUUCAGCUAUAUUAAUACAGCCUUAUCUGGGGCUAAGAGUCAGCUAGGUGAUGGGUCCUCCCUGAACAAGAGGAGCUUUGGUUACAUUCCCAGUGCAGAACUAUCAUCUGAGGAGGAAUACAAGGAGGAGAAAGAAGGCAAUGAAGAAGACAAGGAGAAAAGAACUUUAUCUGGAGGUGGUGGUGGGAUAGGGGCAGGGAUUGAGGGUACCAGGUACAAGUACCAGUCUCAGGCACAGCUAAAGAGGAAGCUCUACCAGAACAAGGCUCACAGUGAUCGGCGCACUAAGUUCACCCUGUCCCUUGAUGUCCCUACCAAUAUUAUGAAUAUCCUCUUCAACAUAGCCAAGGCCAAGAACCUGAAGGCCAAAGCAGCUGCCAAUGCUCAUCUUAUGGCGCAAAUUGGGCGAAGGAAGUAGAGAUUCUUCUAGAGGAAGUCCAGCAGAAGCUGUAGGGAGUGGAAGUUAGAGAGGCUAAACUUGUAUAUAGGGUGAAAGGAGAUGGCGGAUUGGGUAAUCUAAUUGGUAUUUGUGGUUGGAACCUAUCUGGUUAUUUAAUCUAUGUCAUUUAUUCCCUUCUGGCUUGGCCUGUGGAUUACCCUUUCUCUGUACAUAUAAACAGAAUUGUGUUUUCUCUAUUUUAAAGACCCAUUUGUUUAUGCCUCUCACAAACUACUAUCUCCUUUCUCAGACCCUUUGACCUUAAACAAAGUUAACUCUUUUCUCUAAGCUUCUCCCAUUUGACCCCUUUUCUAUGAAGAGAAUUGCCCGGGUUUGUCUCUCUUUCGUCCUGUCCUACACCUUCCUCUUCCAAAGAAGGUGGCUUUUCCCCAUCUUUCAUCCAAAUCCCAUUUACUCCUACCAUAUUAAAACCAAUAAUCUUGAAA
Messenger RNA from Monodelphis domestica (gray short-tailed opossum), 1419 nucleotides. The record is from RefSeq and is a predicted model, not a curated record. Lineage: Eukaryota; Metazoa; Chordata; Mammalia; Didelphimorphia; Didelphidae.